GGCUAGAUCAAGAGCGCGCGGCUAAGGGUAAUAGCUUGGCGUGCCGCACCCCGAAAAGCCCAAGCUGUCAAGGAUGCGGCUUACAUAAUCACACCGCCGUUGCUGGGUUGGACCGCAAGCAGCCAACGAAUGGUAAGCGCUGAAAGCAGGUGCACAACAACACCGCGACACACCUGAGAAGAAGCCGCCGUUCUCCUCAAAGUGUAGCAAUCAAUCUUCCUCGAGUGCGCUCCGAUAAUAGCCACUACUAUUGCUGAAUAUAAUAUCCGAAAAGCCACUGAAUAGUGUUGCGUCCGUCGUCGUACCUCUUGUUCGGCAUCACUCGUUCCUCCGUUCGUUAUUGCCUCACAGGUACCAACCGUCGCCAAACAAACCCGUCGAUGUCACCGACCGAUGCCACCCUUCCCACUAUUCAACACUACAAGCUAACGACCCUUUCGUCGAACCCGAUUACGUCUUUGUCAAAACGGUAGCUCAGGCGCAGCUACAUUUCACUCCGGUAGCUUUGUCCUGGGACUUCGGCGUCCCUCGAACAACCUCCGCCAAUACUACGACCCUCCAAGUAUUAUUACUUGACGACUCCCAUGGCCACAUAGAAGAGACAUAUAGAUACUAUCCUGAGCUUCUUGCACAGCGCCGGCAUGGCGCCUUCGAAUACCUGCGUCACGAACCAACUCAGGCAAUUAAUACACUACCACAUCGAUAACAACCUCCUCAAGAACGCCCUAUUCCUCGCCGAACGACUGGUUGCGUUCGACCACAGAUCCUCUGAAUCACAAUACCUCCUGGCAUUAUGUCACUUCCGACUCGGCGACACCAAGUCAGCGUACGAGUACAGUAAAGCUGGCGGGUCGAGAGGAACACACUUAGGGUGUGCGUAUGUUUUCGCCCAGUCUUCGCUGUCGCUGGAACGUCACAAGGAUGGCAUAGUAGCUUUGGAGAAGAGCCGGGGGCUAUGGGGCGGAAGGAAUAGCUUCGGAAAACAUAAUCAAUAUUCACGGAACCCGUUACCUGACGCGGCGGCUGUGAACUGCCUUCUGGGCAAACUAUACCACGGAUAUGGCGACAAGAAGAAGGCUAUUAAUUACUUGGAGGAGGCCCUCAAACUGAACCCGUUCAUGUGGGAUGCGUUUACAAUUCUUUGCGAUAUGGGAGCAACUGUUCUGGUGCCAAAUAUUUUCAAGAUGAGCCCAGAGAUGGAGGCUGUGAUCCGGAGUGGCGCACAGCAGCCGGAGAACUUAGUGUCGUCACAAGCAAGUGUCAGUCAAGGGCUCAGCGGCGGAUUGUUCAGCGAUUCGACGCAAACCAAACCUCCGGCGCGGUCGGCGCCAAUAGCAACAGACAUGGCAGAUCCUUUUAAUACCGCGCAGCCUCGAAGCUAUGGGGGAGGUUUAUUUGGCUUGUCACAAAAGGUCAAUGAGAGCAGUAUGAACAUCUCUCAUUUACCCACAGCUGGUGGAGGGGGACUCGGGCCAGAUACGAUGGAAACACCAACUGGGCCCACCUCGCAAAUGGAUGUGAGUGUUGUACCCAUGGGAAGAGAGCCAGGUGUUGUCUCAGCGUUUCCUGUCGAGCCUCCGCAAGCCCCAGUACGGAGGAGUCGCCAGCAGGUUGGUGAUUACGGUAUGGAGGCACCGCCAAAGAUGAACCGUGGUGGGGUCCCAGUCAAGCGAUCACAGAAAGUUGAUACGCAAAGAGAUGCUCCUUUAGAAGGGUCCUUACAAAGCUCGUUACGGCCACCGGGCUUACCUUUGUUGGUCCCUGAAAGGAAACGAACUGUUUCUGGACAAGUUGUUCAGCCACGGCAGACUCAACCAGAAGAUCCUGGUGCGCCACAACGGAGAAGCGUCAGGCUUUUCAAUCAGAUAAGGCCCGUCAGCAGCAAGUCCACGGCAGCCUCCGCAUCCACGGGAACUGGAAACCAACCGCGAGAGUUGAAGAAAGCGAGGCCGCCAAUAUCGAGGAUGAUGAGGCCCGGGUCGAGUGCAUCUACGGUUGGCCGUGUCGUCAGUGGGAACAGGAAGCCAAUGGAAGAAAUGGACAUUGAUCAAAAAGAGUACCCUCCUCGGCGAGCACACCAUGCAAAUAGCGCACCAGCUGCCCCUGAGAAAUCGUUGGAAAACGAAGCAGCAAGGCAAGAAGAAGCGUUAAGAUGGUUACUUGAGCUAUUCAGAAAGUUGGGCACUGGAUACUUCGCUCUAUCACGGUAUGAGUGCAUGGAAGCGUUGCAAGUAUACAGUUCACUGCCACGCGCGCAACAGGACACACCUUGGGUCUUGACGCAAAUGGGCAAGGCAUAUUACGAGCAGGCUGCUUACGCCGAUGCCGAAACUUAUUACAAGAAGAUACGGACAAUGGCACCCACGAGGUUUGAGGAUAUGGAAGUCUACUCAACCAUCCUGUGGCAUCUCAAGAAAGAGACAGACUUGUCUUUCCUCGCACACGAGUUGAUCGAUGCCGACUGGCACUCUCCGUACGCUUGGUGUGCUUUGGGCAAUGCCUGGUCUUUGGCACGAGAGCACGAACAAGCUUUGCGAUGCUUCAAGCGCGCGACGCAGCUGAAUCCCAAGUUUGCUUAUGCUUUCACAUUGCAAGGGCACGAGCAUGUGGCCAAUGAGGAGUACGACAAGGCACUCGCGGCGUACCGACAUGGAAUGGCAGCUGACAAGCGCCACUACAACGCCUAUUACGGUGUCGGUCGUGUUUAUGAGAAGCAGGGAAGCUACGAUAAGGCGUUCACCCACUACACCGCCGCAUCUAUCAUCAACCCCACCAAUGCUGUGCUGAUCGGCUGCAUCGGCACAGUUCUGGAGAAACAGAAAGAGCCAAGGCGCGCACUGGGUUUCUUCACCAAAGCCACGGAGCUGGCGCCGAGGAACACGCUCAUGCGGUUCAAGAAAGCGCGUGCACUGAUGGCUAUUGGGGAGAUGCAAGUUGCGCUCCAAGAACUGAUGGUUCUCAAGGAUAUGGCGCCGGAUGAAGCAAUGGUUCACUUCCUGCUCGGGAGACUGUACAAGGGAAUGAGAGAGAAGGGACUUGCCGUGAGGCACUUCACGAUUGCGCUGAACUUGGAUCCAAAGGCGAGCCAGCAGAUCAAGAGCGCAAUCGAGAGUCUGGAGGGUGAUGACGACGACGACGAACUGUCGAUGAUGGCGUAGCACGCCGUCCUAUCUUGAGGACACGGUGCUGAAUUAAUGCGAAACGAGGAAUGGCGGCGGGGCGUUUGUUCCACACUUUUUUUGCUGCCCACGCCCACCACGGCUCCCACUCCGCCACACAAGCUGAGCAGAGACGAGGGCGCCCGGGAGUUUAUUUUUGGGGGGAGGGAGGCACUACUAUUACGAAAGGAUACCUUAUCAUUAGCUUGCAUUUGGGAGGUGCUGGCUCGCGGGAUAAUUGCAUUGCUGUGCCCCUUGCACUUUCACAUCAUUACAUAACGAGAGAAGUGAAUAUUGCGCAGGCGGCGGCGGUGGGUUGCAUUGGAGCUUUUUAUUUUUCUGAACUACGAUGGCUGGUUCAUAGCAUGGAUAGGGAGGCGGGGGGGAGGGUAUAUGGAUACGGAUAUGAGUGAG
Pseudogymnoascus verrucosus is the source of this 3572-nucleotide messenger RNA. It is a transcript of the gene CDC27, whose product is annotated as anaphase-promoting complex subunit cdc27. The transcript is spliced from 2 exons. The record is from RefSeq and is a predicted model, not a curated record. Lineage: Eukaryota; Fungi; Ascomycota; Leotiomycetes; Thelebolales; Thelebolaceae. Bases 642 to 3158 code for a protein of 838 amino acids. Gene Ontology annotation, molecular function: protein binding. Gene Ontology annotation, biological process: cell division.